AUGUCCAGGAUUGGUUAUAGAACAGAUAAGGGUGAUGACAAGGUGGACCUGUGCGGCCGGGGGAGCUGGUGGCUGCAAACACUGAAAGAUACACCCAACCCCGGAGUCUAUCACAUCCGGGACUUCAUUGAGGAAGCUGAACUGAAUCCUGUGAGAAAGACUUAUGGGUUCAAAGGCGUGGGCAGGAAAGCCCAGACUCUGGGUGUGCGUCAGGGCGAUCUGCUGCUUCCUGGGGCGUAUGACUACAUCGACUCCACGCAGGAGGUCCUGAUGAACCAGGCGUCCUACUCUUUCAAAAACUGCCCCCGACCUGACAUUGUCACCCUGGGAAUCAGGGACAAGCACAUAAACACUUCACCGUGUGACUACAAUGUGACAGCGAAACCAGUGGAGAAGAUUCCCUGCAAGCAUGUGAUGUUUCGGUCGACUGUGCAGCGGAUCAGCUUUCCGCCUAAAGAAGGACCUGCUCCAUGCUGCUACAACCCACAGCCCAGACCAGCUAAAGCCAUCACCUCCUGCUUCAAAUCCACACUACCUCGGCUCCACAGUGUGAACUCAAAGACCCCAGGACCAGGGACAUACGAACCUUACUGGAAGUGGUCUGACCAUGGAGGCCACAGACCCCUCAUUUAG
Molecule: messenger RNA, 633 nt
Organism: Stegastes partitus (bicolor damselfish)
Lineage: Eukaryota; Metazoa; Chordata; Actinopteri; Pomacentridae
Gene: stpg4
Product: sperm-tail PG-rich repeat containing 4
Exons: 7
Coding region: 1-633 (210 amino acids)
Biological process (GO): epigenetic programing of male pronucleus
Cellular component (GO): male pronucleus; germinal vesicle; female pronucleus
Molecular function (GO): chromatin binding; histone binding
Source: RefSeq, a predicted model, not a curated record